Molecule: messenger RNA, 1608 nt
Organism: Sphenostylis stenocarpa
Lineage: Eukaryota; Viridiplantae; Streptophyta; Magnoliopsida; Fabales; Fabaceae
Source: the annotation of a GenBank genome assembly
AUGUGGGGAUUUGGUGGUAGAUAUUAUUGGGGAAAAAAGGUGGCUUCUGAGAAAGCUGAUGGGAUAGUUGUGGUGUUCGCAUGGAUGUCAAGCGAGGAGAAGCACUUGAUGAAAUACGUGGACCUCUACUCCUCUGUCGGAUGGAAUUCACUCGUUUGCCAUUCUCAAUUUCUAAAUAUGUUCUUCCCUGAGAAAGCCACGAUUCUUGCUGUCGAUAUUCUUAAUGAACUUGUUGAGGUAAGUUUUACUGUUGACCUCUAUUUUGUAGGCGGUGCAAAAACUUGUAUGUACAAGAUUCUUCAGAUAAUAAGUGGCAGCUCUGAAGCUCAUAAUAUGGGUGACUACCAGCUUGUUAGAGAGUGUAUUUCUGGUUAUAUUUAUGAUUCCAGUCCAGUUGAUUUUACCAGUGAUUUGGGUGUUAGAUUUCUUCUACACCCAACUGUUUUAAAAGUUUCCCAUCCACCAAGAUUUGCUUCAUGGGUUGCAAAUGGCAUAGCAUCCGGUCUUGAUUCUCUUUUCCUCAGUAGAUUUGAAUCACAGCGUGCAGAAUAUUGGCGGACACUUUACUCCACCGUUAAUAUGCAGGUGCCGUAUCUCAUUUUAUGUUCAGAAAAUGAUGAUCUUGCUCCUUUUCAAGUCAUUUCAAAUUUUUUCCAAAGACUUAAAGACCUUGGUGGAGAUGUAAAACUGUUAAAAUGGAGUGCCUCUCCUCACAUUAGUGGCAGGAAGGACAACGGAAGAAUGGAAAAUUCCAAUCAUAAGGACGGAACAAUAGAUCAAGGGUCUGAUUUAAAUCUCCAAGGUUUGGAAGAGUACUGUAUGACAGUUAAUAUAAAGUGGAACUGCCAGGUUUUUGCACAAAACAGAGACCCUGCUUUCUCUUUGAUGUCAACUGGGAGGAAGAAUGAAAUAGAUCAAGUGGAGGAAGAGAAUAAGGAGCUCUUCCCUACUCAGACUUGGGGGCAGUCGUUAGGACCAGUAAUCUUUGUUAAUGCUAGUUCCAAGGUCAACAUGAUGACUACUCAUUAUGAGAAUACAUGCGAUCCUUUUGAUGUAAACCAUGCCUUCUGCAUCAAGCAAUUCGGUACCAGGGAUGAAAAUAUUGAACUUGAAUUUGUCACAGGUCAUUUUCGGCACCAUCCAAUUGAUUACAAGGCUGCUACCAUUGAAAUCCUUGGCAAGGCAGUUGCAACAUAUCGUUGCAAAAACAGUAGACAAGUUGAAGAUGAGAAACUGGGUAUAGAAGGAACAAAAGAUGAGAUCACAUAUCCGUUCUCAGAAUUGAAGAAAGAAGCAAUGACCUCAACUAGUUUCCAGGGUUUUGCUCUUGCUCCAAGUGAUAGUUUGUCUUCUAGUUCAGCGGAGUAUUACGUGGGCAAAGAUAUUGGUACCAUAGCAGAUGAACGCAAGGGAGGGUUUAUUCAUCUUCCAAGCCGUCCGAGCAUGAAUGCACAUGGGGUUCUUAGCCAAAUAUUGUUUGAUGUUUGUGUGCCCAAGAAUGUUGAGGAUUGGGAUGUCAGGUCAAAUUCCAAAAAUGCUUUAUCAGCAUGUACAAGGAAGCAUAUUCCAUUUAAUCCUAUAAAAUGCAUGCGGCGUUCAAGGUUGUAA